AUGGACACCACACAGAAGUUGCCUUCUUCUGGCACUGCUGGUUUUGUGGCGGAGGUGGAAUCUUGGCUUGGGGGAUCGCACAAAGCUCACAUCAAAGCAGGACCCAAUCCCGGAAUUUAUCCUCCGCCUCCUGAACCUCCGAUAGCAAACUGGCCGACUAUCACUAUUGGACCCGAUGCGGUGCCUACACCUGAGCCGGAAGCGUCAGCAUCCCAGCCGUCAUCUACUGCCACAUCCUGUAUCUCUACCUCGACUGUGACCAAUACCUGGGCUUCAUGUACAUCCGUUACCAGUGGAACCAGCUCAGGAACUCCUGUUCUCACCGAAAGUUGCAAGACAAGCACAUUAGUAGAGACUGGCUGCAGUCUCACCUCCACAGAUACUACCACGACGGCCAGCCCAGAGUGUACUACCAAGACAGUGACCAAUAGCUGGGUAUCAUGUACACCAGUUACCUCAGGCACGCGUUCGGGAACUCCCGUGUUGAGCAAUAGCUGCACUACAAGUACAUCGCUAGUGACGGGUUGCAGUGCCACACCCUCUUCGACAUCAACUUCGGCAACUUCAACGCCCUUCUCCUGCACAAUUGCUGUGAAAGCCAGCCCAUUCGCUACGCUGACGGACCCCAUUCCUGAUGUUGCAGACACUUCCUUUUCUGCCGGAGCUUCAUCGACUGAUUCUCGUCCUGGAUCGAGUAGCUCUAGUGUGCAAGCAACGAGCACAUCCCAUACUAGCUUCAUUAGAACAACUACAAAGUCAAGCAGCUCUGGAACAAGCUCAGCCUCGUCAAGUUCAACUUCUGCAAUUGAGAGCAGCUCAUCAACGAUCUCACGCACUACAAACACAUCGUCCUCGGCCACCUCAGCAUCAGCAACAGCAACAAAAUCUUGCACUGGAGGAAACGGGCAAACCUAUCCUGUUUCCCUUCUGAACACGGAUGGCUCCACAUCCGGAAACCUCGACAAGUUCUGCAUCAAAGCCGCUGGUCAGACAGACUGGCCCUACAAGCAGACCUUUGAUGGUGAAUAUGCCGGAGACACCAAAGUAGUAAUGGAAGUUUCAACACAGAAGGGAUGCAAAGCCCCAUAUGAUGGAGAAAUCUCAGCCGACUACUGCAAGGAAUACAUGAAUCUGCUGGCCAACGACUGCGACACCGACAGUGGCAACAAGCAUGGCGGGACCGUCUCCACAGAUGAAUGUUACAUCUUCAGUCUGAGUGUGACAUCCGAAUCCAAACUCAGCUGCAAAGGUGGCGAUGGAUGGACAUUCCCAGUCGACAUGUUGAAUGAGAGCGACAAGAUGGGCAGCGGAAUGAUUGACAAUUUCUGCACUAAUAUCGUACUGAACACCAAAGACGGAUUUCAUGAAGACUAUACAGGCUUGGGAGAGACUGACAAUGAAUGCACCAUAACUCUCAACUUGGAUGGCUGCGAGGGGGAGCCGAAAAUGUCGAAGGAAGAAUGCGUUCAUUAUGUUGGCCAGAUUGCCAAUGACUGUGAUAGAGACAGUGGUGAUAAGCAUGGUGGUAUAUUCGAUGUUGGAAACUGCCUGUCCUUCAACAUGACCAUGUAUGAUCCAUAUGUCGUGUUCGCGAGUUAG
Molecule: messenger RNA, 1599 nt
Organism: Penicillium antarcticum
Lineage: Eukaryota; Fungi; Ascomycota; Eurotiomycetes; Eurotiales; Aspergillaceae
Exons: 2
Coding region: 1-1599 (532 amino acids)
Source: RefSeq, a predicted model, not a curated record